Molecule: messenger RNA, 5874 nt
Organism: Arabidopsis arenosa
Lineage: Eukaryota; Viridiplantae; Streptophyta; Magnoliopsida; Brassicales; Brassicaceae
Source: the annotation of a GenBank genome assembly
GAUCUAGUGUUAAAUGUAGAUCCAGGUCUUUUGCGAGCCAUGAAACGCAAGGAAGAAGCUGCGAAGGACAGGUGCUGCAGCAGCUUAGAACCGAUCCAUCUCGAUUUAAAGCAGACUAGGUUUCCUGCGAAGUUUCUGAUGAAGACACACCAAAAGAAACUCCUUUGCCGAGUCGAAUCCCUGGUUUUGUUGGGAACUGCCAUCAAGCGCGAGGUUGAUCAGAAAGACAAGCUAGAUCCGAUCCCUUUCGAUGUAGAGGUGGAGAUACUGACUAGAUUGCCGGCAAAGUCUCUGAUGAAGUUCCAAUACGUGUCCAAGAUGUGGUCUUUCAUCAUCCGAAGCCAGAGAUUCGUGGAUUCCUACUAUGCUUUGUCCUCGACGCGAUCGCGUUUUAUAGUCACUUUCAGUAACGGUUUAUUCGCCGAGGAUGAUGCCAGGCGUUUGUUCAUCUUCUCCUCUUCGUACGAGGAAGAGAAAUCUUCUUCUUUAGUUGUCAAGCUUGACAUUACAAUACCUUUUGUGACCAUGGAUUACCGCUCCAAAUGCCCUUCCAUCCACGGCUUUGUCAGUUGUUGUAAUGGCCCUCAGUUCAUUGUAUGUAACCCCAGCACGAGGCAAGUCAUUACCUUACCCAUUAAAGGACCCCGCGCUUCCUUGGGAUAUGAUCCUGUUGGUGAACAAUUCAAAGUGUUGAAUCUGGUGUCGUCUCCUGACAUGUAUCUUGGUUUUCUAGUGCACGAGGUUAUAACACUUGGAGGAGGAGGAGAAGAAUCACGCAAUCAGGUUACUACCGCUCCUUAUUACCCUGUAACCAAGGGACUUUACAUCAAUGGUUCCAUCUAUCAUGGUGCUUGGGCCCCUAGACUAAGAAUGGAUCCGGUGAUUGUGUGUUUUGAUGUUAGAUAUGAGAGCCUAAGUUUUAUCAAAGUGCCUAGGCUUGUUGUGGUUUGGGAGCGUGAAUCAAUAUUGAUAGAUUACAAAGGGAAGUUAGCUUCGAUUGCAAUAAACCCAUAUGCUCCUUUCCAAAUUUUUUAUUUAUGGAUAUUAGAAGAUGUCAACAAACAUGAUUGGUCCAAGCAAACAUUUGAGCUUCCCUUCUCUUUGGUCAAUAUGACUUCCCCGGGCACCAACAAGGCUGGGGAAAUCAUUUUUGCCCCAAAGACUCUCCCACCCACUGUUCAACCCUUCUUCAUUUUCUACUACAAUGUAGAAACAAAAGACCUCAGAAGAGUUAGCCUCCAUGGAAUUGCAGACGAUAAAGAGUUUUGGCGCCGAUAUGGACUCAGACACAAUAUGUGCCAACAGGAGAAUGAGGUUCAUCCUCAUGGAAACGUGGUGGGAAUUGAUGAUGUUGUUGAUCAGGAGGUGGAGCACCAUCAGAUUCAUGGAGACGUUGUGGAGCAAAUUGUCAAUAACCAGCAACAGGAGAAUGAGGUUCAUGCUCAUGGAAACGUGGUGGGAAUUGAUGAUGUUGUUGAUCAGGAGGUGGAGCACCAUCAGAUUCAUGGAGACGUUGUGGAGCAAAUUGUCAAUAACCAGCAACAGGAGAAUGAGGUUCAUGCUCAUGGAAACGUGGUGGGAGUUGAUCAUGUUGUUGAUCAGGAGGUGGAGCACCAUCAGAUUCAUGGAGACGUUGUGGAGCAAAUUGUCAAUAACCAGCAACAGGAGAAUGAGGUUCAUGCUCAUGGAAACGUGGUGGGAGUUGAUCAUGUUGUUGAUCCAGAGGUGGAGCAACAUCAGAUUCAUGGAGACGUUGUGGAGCAAAUUGUCAAUAACCAGCAACAGGAGAAUGAGGUUCAUGCUCAUGGAAACGUGGUGGGAGUUGAUCAUGUUGUUGAUCAGGAGGUGGAGCACCAUCAGAUUCAUGGAGACGUUGUGGAGCAAAUUGUCAAUAACCAGCAACAGGAGAAUGAGGUUCAUGCUCAUGGAAACGUGGUGGGAGUUGAUCAUGUUGUUGAUCAGGAGGUGGAGCACCAUCAGAUUCAUGGAGACGUUGUGGAGCAAAUUGUCAAUAACCAGCAACAGGAGAAUGAGGUUCAUGCUCAUGGAAACGUGGUGGGAGUUGAUCAUGUUGUUGAUCAGGAGGUGGAGCACCAUCAGAUUCAUGCAGACGUUGUGGAGCAAAUUGUCAAUAACAAGCAACAGGAGAAUGAGGUUCAUGCUCAUGGAAACGUGGUGGGAGUUGAUCAUGUUGUUGAUCAGGAGGUGGAGCACCAUCAGAUUCAUGGAGACGUUGUGGAGCAAAUUGUCAAUAACCAGCAACAGGAGAAUGAGGUUCAUGCUCAUGGAAACGUGGUGGGAGUUGAUCAUGUUGUUGAUCAGGAGGUGGAGCACCAUCAGAUUCAUGGAGACCAACAGGAGAAUGAGGUUCAUGCUCAUGGAAACGUGGUGGGAGUUGAUCAUGUUGUUGAUCAGGAGGUGGAGCACCAUCAGAUUCAUGGAGACGUUGUGGAGCAAAUUGUCAAUAACCAGGAGAAUGAGGUUCAUGCUCAUGGAAACGUGGUAGGAAUUGAUGAUGUUGUUGAUCAGGAGGUGGAGCACCAACAGAUUCAUGGAGACGUUGUGGAGCAAAUUGUCAAUAACCAGCAACAGGAGAAUGAGGUUCAUGCUCAUGGAAACGUGGUGGGAGUUGAUCAUGUUGUUGAUCAGGAGGUGGAGCACCAUCAGAUUCAUGGAGACGUUGUGGAGCAAAUUCAACAGGAGAAUGAGGUUCAUGCUCAUGGAAACGUGGUGGGAGUUGAUCAUGUUGUUGAUCAGGAGGUGGAGCACCAUCAGAUUCAUGGAGACGUUGUGGAGCAAAUUGUCAAUAACCAGCAACAGGAGAAUGAGGUUCAUGCUCAUGGAAACGUGGUGGGAGUUGAUCAUGUUGUUGAUCAGGAGGUGGAGCACCAUCAGAUUCAAGGAGACGUUGUGGAGCAAAUUCAACAGGAGAAUGAGAAUGAGGUUCAUUCUCAUGGAAACGUGGUGGGAGUUGAUCAUGUUGUUGAUAAGGAGGUGGAGCACCAUCAGAUUCAUGGAGACCAACAGGAGAAUGAGGUUCAUGCUCAUGGAAACGUGGUGGGAGUUGAUCAUGUUGUUGAUCAGGAGGUGGAGCACCAUCAGAUUCAUGGAGACCAACAGGAGAAUGAGGUUCAUGCUCAUGGAAACGUGGUGGGAGUUGAUCAUAUUGUUGAUGAGGUGGUGGAGCACCAUCAGAUUCAUGGAGACGUUGUGGAGCAAAUUGUCAAUAACCAGCAACAGGAGAAUGAGGUUCAUCCUCAUGGAAACGUGGUGGGAAUUGAUGAUGUUGUUGAUCAGGAGGUGGAGCACCAUCAGAUUCAUGGAGACGUUGUGGAGCAAAUUGUCAAUAACCAGCAACAGGAGAAUGAGGUUCAUGCUCAUGGAAACGUGGUGGGAAUUGAUGAUGUUGUUGAUCAGGAGGUGGAGCACCAUCAGAUUCAUGGAGACGUUGUGGAGCAAAUUGUCAAUAACCAGCAACAGGAGAAUGAGGUUCAUGCUCAUGGAAACGUGGUGGGAGUUGAUCAUGUUGUUGAUCAGGAGGUAGAGCACCAUCAGAUUCAUGGAGACGUUGUGGAGCAAAUUGUCAAUAACCAGCAACAGGAGAAUGAGGUUCAUGCUCAUGGAAACGUGGUGGGAGUUGAUCAUGUUGUUGAUCCAGAGGUGGAGCAACAUCAGAUUCAUGGAGACGUUGUGGAGCAAAUUGUCAAUAACCAGCAACAGGAGAAUGAGGUUCAUGCUCAUGGAAACGUGGUGGGAGUUGAUCAUGUUGUUGAUCAGGAGGUGGAGCACCAUCAGAUUCAUGGAGACGUUGUGGAGCAAAUUGUCAAUAACCAGCAACAGGAGAAUGAGGUUCAUGCUCAUGGAAACGUGGUGGGAGUUGAUCAUGUUGUUGAUCAGGAGGUGGAGCACCAUCAGAUUCAUGGAGACGUUGUGGAGCAAAUUGUCAAUAACCAGCAACAGGAGAAUGAGGUUCAUGCUCAUGGAAACGUGGUGGGAAUUGAUGAUGUUGUUGAUCAGGAGGUGGAGCACCAUCAGAUUCAUGGAGACGUUGUGGAGCAAAUUGUCAAUAACCAGCAACAGGAGAAUGAGGUUCAUGCUCAUGGAAACGUGGUGGGAAUUGAUGAUGUUGUUGAUCAGGAGGUGGAGCACCAUCAGAUUCAUGGAGACGUUGUGGAGCAAAUUGUCAAUAACCAGCAACAGGAGAAUGAGGUUCAUGCUCAUGGAAACGUGGUGGGAGUUGAUCAUGUUGUUGAUCAGGAGGUGGAGCACCAUCAGAUUCAUGGAGACGUUGUGGAGCAAAUUGUCAAUAACCAGCAACAGGAGAAUGAGGUUCAUGCUCAUGGAAACGUGGUGGGAGUUGAUCAUGUUGUUGAUCCAGAGGUGGAGCAACAUCAGAUUCAUGGAGACGUUGUGGAGCAAAUUGUCAAUAACCAGCAACAGGAGAAUGAGGUUCAUGCUCAUGGAAACGUGGUGGGAGUUGAUCAUGUUGUUGAUCAGGAGGUGGAGCACCAUCAGAUUCAUGGAGACGUUGUGGAGCAAAUUGUCAAUAACCACCAACAGGAGAAUGAGGUUCAUGCUCAUGGAAACGUGGUGGGAGUUGAUUAUGUUGUUGAUCAGGAGGUGGAGCACCAUCAGAUUCAUGGAGACGUUGUGGAGCAAAUUGUCAAUAACCAGCAACAGGAGAAUGAGGUUCAUGCUCAUGGAAACGUGGUGGGAGUUGAUCAUGUUGUUGAUCCAGAGGUGGAGCAACAUCAGAUUCAUGGAGACGUUGUGGAGCAAAUUGUCAAUAACCAGCAACAGGAGAAUGAGGUUCAUGCUCAUGGAAACGUGGUGGGAGUUGAUCAUGUUGUUGAUCAGGAGGUGGAGCACCAUCAGAUUCAUGGAGACGUUGUGGAGCAAAUUGUCAAUAACCAGCAACAGGAGAAUGAGGUUCAUGCUCAUGGAAACGUGGUGGGAGUUGAUCAUGUUGUUGAUCAGGAGGUGGAGCACCAUCAGAUUCAUGGAGACGUUGUGGAGCAAAUUGUCAAUAACAAGCAACAGGAGAAUGAGGUUCAUGCUCAUGGAAACGUGGUGGGAGUUGAUCAUGUUGUUGAUCAGGAGGUGGAGCACCAUCAGAUUCAUGGAGACGUUGUGGAGCAAAUUGUCAAUAACCAGCAACAUGAGAAUGAGGUUCAUGCUCAUGGAAACGUGGUGGGAGUUGAUCAUGUUGUUGAUCCAGAGGUGGAGCAACAUCAGAUUCAUGGAGACGUUGUGGAGCAAAUUGUUAAUAACCAGCAACAGGAGAAUGAGGUUCAUGCUCAUGGAAACGUGGUGGGAGUUGAUCAUGUUGUUGAUCAGGAGGUGGAGCACCAUCAGAUUCAUGGAGACCAACAGGAGAAUGAGGUUCAUGCUCAUGGAAACGUGGUGGGAGUUGAUCAUGUUGUUGAUCAGGAGGUGGAGCACCAUCAAAUUCAUGGAGACGUUGUGGAGCAAAUUGUCAAUAACCAGCAACAGGAGAAUGAGGUUCAUGCUCAUGGAAACGUGGUGGGAGUUGAUCAUGUUGUUGAUCCAGAGGUGGAGCACCAUCAGAUUCAUGGAGACGUUGUGGAGCAAAUUGUCAAUAACCAGGGGAAUGAGGUUCAUGCUCAUGGAAACGUGGUGAGAAUUGAUGAUCUUGUUGAUCAGGAGGUGGAGCACCAUCAGAUUCAUGGAGAGCAAAUUGUCAAUAACCAGAAUCAGGCUCAUGGAAUCGUGGAUGACUGGUAUGACAUUUUCGGCCAUCUUGGGGAUAUUUGAACCAAGUUGAGGAGUUUUUAAAGUGUUUUGAGCUUGAAGACUUUUAGCUAAUAUUGCUUGGAUUUAGUUUGUAUUUCAGACUAGUCUCGUCCUAUCUUU